Cyprinodon variegatus (sheepshead minnow) is the source of this 2066-nucleotide messenger RNA. RefSeq names its product rab11 family-interacting protein 4A-like (gene rab11fip4a). The coding region runs from base 68 to 1531 and encodes 487 amino acids. The transcript is spliced from 13 exons. Lineage: Eukaryota; Metazoa; Chordata; Actinopteri; Cyprinodontiformes; Cyprinodontidae. The record is from RefSeq and is a predicted model, not a curated record. Gene Ontology annotation, cellular component: recycling endosome membrane; cleavage furrow; midbody. Gene Ontology annotation, biological process: regulation of cytokinesis; endocytic recycling.
CUAAGAAAUAAUUUCUACCACUUCUUCUCCUCCCCUCUCUGCUGCAGGUUUUGGUGAGAUAUUAAAGAUGGCGGUUGGUUCUCGGGGUCUGACAUCCCAGCGUCAGUCGGUCACUGACAACGGCUACAUUUAUCAGAACGACGAGGCAAGGCUUGGCCCUCCUAUUAUCACAUGUACGCGAUCCUACGGAGCUGAGGCAGAAAGCGACGGUGUUAAAAACGCCCGACGGCCCGACUCCCAGGAGAUACAAGACAGAGAAGAGCAGUUUGAGGACUAUGGUGAGGGGGUAGAUGUAGAUUUCAGCCCCAGCAGUCCGUGCCCAGAAGAAGACAGCAGGACAAACGGCUUCUCAGACCUCGGCUCCUCACUGCCCUCCAGCGGUGGCCACACUCCUCAGAAGAUGCAGCAGCUGUACAACAGUGACCUGCUGGACAUCUACUGCUCUCAGUGCUGCAAGAAAGUCAAUCUCCUCAAUGACCUUGAGGCUCGCCUGAGAAACCUCAAAGCAAACAGCCCUAAUAGGAAGAUUUCCAGCACAGCGUUUGGACGCCAGCUGUUCCAGGCCAACCUCGGUGUUUUUGGCUCCAGUCGGGGAAGCAGCACAGAGGAUUUGUUCACAGACAGCAUUGACUCCUGUGACCUCGACAUCACAGAGAAAGUCAGCUUCCUGGAGAAGAAGGUGACGGAGUUGGAGAGUGACAGUUUGGCCAACAGUGACCUCAAGUCUAAACUCAAACAGGAGAACACCCACCUUGUUCACAGGGUGCAUGAGCUGGAAGAGCAGGUGAGGGAUGCAGAGACGAAGGCUGCAGAGACGCUGGGAGAGGAGAUGAAGAGGCACCGGGAGGCUUCCAGCAAGAUGGAACGAGACAGAAACGCAGAGAUAGACCUGCUCUGCUGCAGGGUCCAGCAGUUAGAAGAAGAGAAUGGAGAGAUGACGAUAAACGUGAGCCGCCUCAAGUCUCAGUCUGAGAAACUGGACCAGGAAAAGCAAAGGAUGACGGACAAACUGGAGGACACUAGUCUAAGGCUGAAAGAUGAGGUGGACCUGUACAGAAAGAUAAUGGAUAAGCUGUGGCACAACCGCCACGAGUUUCAGAAAGAAAAGGAGGCCAUGCAGGAGUUGAUCGAUGAUCUUCGGCGGGAGCUGGAGCAUCUGCAGUUAUUCAAGCUGGAAAUGGAGCAUCCUGGGAAAGGCAAAGGCCUGUCUGAAUAUAACGCCAAGAACAGAGAGACUGAGAUGGAGCUUGAAGUCAGGAGACUGAAACAGGAGAACUUUAAGCUGAGGGACCAGAACGACGACCUUAACGCUCAGAUUCUGAGUCUCAGUUUAUACGAAGCCAAGAACCUCUUUUCCUGCCACACCAAGGCCCAGUGCCUCGCCGCUGAGAUCGACAACGCUUCAAGAGACGAGAUUGUUGAUGCUCUGAAAGAACAGGAAGAGAUCAACCUGCGUCUGCGGCAAUAUAUGGAUAAAAUCAUUCUGGCUAUUCUGGACCACAAUCCCUCCAUCCUAGAGAUCAAGAAUUAAACCUUAGAUGUUAGGACAGACAUUUCUACUGCUGCAGUGACGCUAAUUAGCCAUCAUACCGCCGUCCUGAUCGCUGCUUAUGUGUGAAAGUUCAAAUGAAAGGCGCCGGCCGUCCCUCCAAACUCUGGAUGUCGAUGAUUUCUGCUUCUAUUUGGAUCCAAAACAAAACUUUGACCUAAAAAAACAUCAGGAUUGUUUGCAGAUUUAACUAUGUCCUCAUGCAGACACCUUUUCAGCUGUUAUCCUCUAAUCGCAGCUUCAGAACCUUGUUUUCAUCUUAUUCAGCUAGAGAUGGUUGAUUUAUUGAGGUUCAUAACGAACUUUAGGAGGAAAACCAGCAGAGUCGGACGUUUCCAUUUGUUUCUCAUCAUAACAGCUCGUUCUAUUAUACUAUGAGCCACUGCCAUCUAAUUUAACUCUGCUUACUAUAUAAUUAUUCUAGUUAUUCAAUGUCACAAAUAACAUUUUGUAUUGUAAAUGCAUCUUUCUGACGAGUCUUUAUCUCUGCUUGUUCUCAGCUAGGUCAUCAUUUAGA